GCCGCGAGUGCGGCGCCUGCGCUCUCCGCGUCCCGCGGGGCCCGUUUCCGUGCGCGCGCCAUUUUCGGGUGGGGGGGGCGGGGAGGAGCGCUCGCCGUGCUGGAGCCGGUCAGACCGGGCCCGGCGGGGCUCUCACGGGGCUGUGCGUUCCCCUUGGUCCCCGCCGAGGCGGACCUGCUCCCGAGCCGAGGCGGACCCGCUGCCGCGCCGAGGCUGAGCAGCCAGGGGAGCUCGGGCACGCCUGUUCCUGUGGGCGCGGGGAGCGCGGGCGCAGCGGGGCGGGAGUUUCAAACGCUGCGUGAGGGGAGCCCGCGCGUCCGGGCGCUUCGCUCGCCGGCACCGGCUCGGGAGUGUGUUCAUGCAGGAAAAAUCCUUAGCACAUGAGGAGCAAUCUGCAAAUGCUGGAGCGUGCCGCUGCUGUCCUCCCGGUGCGCAGGUUUAUUGGCAAAGCUGUGCUGGGGUUACGCAGAGAGGGGGAGAGUUGUUAAAAACAUCCGGGCCUUCGUGUUUCCUCCACCGUGUUUUUCCUCCUUUUUAAAGUCCUCUGGUCUUCACAGUUAAAAUCUACCUUCUGACAACAGGGAAGCUAAAACAAUGGGAGUGACUCAUCUAUGGCAAAUUCUUGAGCCUGUGAGACAACCUGUCAACCUCAGUAGUCUCAGAGGGAAAACACUUGCUGUUGAUUUAAGUUUGUGGGUUUGUGAAGCACAGACCGUUAAAAAAAUGGUUGGAGUAGUUACCAAACCACAUCUCAGAAACCUAUUUUUUCGGUUCUCUUUCUUUACAUCAAUGGGAAUUAAGCUAGUGUUUGUCAUGGAAGGAGAGGCCCCCAGGUUGAAAGCAGACACCAUGAGCAAGAGGAAUGAGAUGCGCUAUGGGCCUUCGAAGAAAUCUGGAGCUGUGAGAACAGGGAGAUCUUUAUUUAAAGCCAUGUUAAAAGAGUGUCUUGAACUGCUGGAGUGUUUAGGUGUCCCUUGGGUUCAAGCAGCUGGAGAAGCAGAGGCAAUGUGUGCCUACCUAAAUGCAAAAGGACUUGUUGAUGGCUGCAUUACCAAUGAUGGAGAUGUUUUCUUGUAUGGAGCUCAAACAGUUUAUAGGAACUUUGCUAUGAACGCUAAGGACCCACAUCUUGACAGUUACACAAUGUCCUCUAUUAAAGAGAAACUUGGUUGUGACAGAGAGUCUUUGAUUGGGCUAGCAGUUCUUCUGGGCUGUGAUUAUCUUCCAAAGGGGGUUCCAGGAGUUGGGAAGGAACAAGCUUUAAAGUUAAUUGAGACUCUGCGAGGUCAAAACUUAUUGCAAAGGUUUGAGCAGUGGAAGGAACCAUUUCAGUAUGAUGAUAAUCCACCUUUGGUUGUUAAAAGGGUAACUCACUGUUCAGAGUGCCAUCAUCCAGGAUCUUACAGGGAACAUGAGCACAGUGGAUGUAAAUUCUGUGAAACAGUCAGAUGCUGCAAACCCAAUGACUCCAAACACUGCUGCCCUUGUGCAUGGCAUCAGUGGGAGCAAGCGAAACAAGAAAAUGCAGUGGAGGACAGUAUCAGAAAAAAAGCCAAGAGUUGUGAGGGCUUUCCAUUCUCUGAGGUUAUCCAAGAGUUUCUUGUAAACAAGAAUAAAUUGAUCAACAUAAAGGAAUGCCAAAGGCCAAAUUUAUUGUCCUUUCAGCUAUUUGCUUCAGAGAAGAUGGACUGGACCAAACAUUACGCUUGUAAGAAGCUUUUAGCACUUUUGACGCGUUAUGAUAUGAUCCAGAGAAAAUCUGGAUACAUUGACUCAAAACAGCUGCAGGCAAUUCGGAUUGUUAAGGCACGUGUUAAAAAUGGAAUUCCUUGUUUUGAAAUUGAAUGGCAAAAACCAGAACAUUAUGUUGAUCCAGAAGAUGAGCCUGUGGAGUUGUUUGUAGUCACAGUAGAAGAAGAGUCUUUGUUUCAGGCUGCUUAUCCUGAUGUUGUUUCCCUCUAUCAAGUGGAAAAGUCAGAAUUUCUUCAGAAGAAACAGAAAAAAAAGAAAGACAAACCAGAAGAAAAGGAAUUACCAAAUGCUUAUGAUGAAGUUACCAAUCUUCUGUCUCAAAUUAAUUUAAAGCCUAAAUCCAGAAUUCUUCCUGUGCAACACUCCAUGUCAGAUAUAAAAGCUCCCCUAGAAGAUCAAACACAGCAGAGAAGUGUUGGAUCAAAAGAUGUAGUAUUACCUUCAGCUUCCUGCAUAGCAACAGGUCACAUGUCAGCAUCAGCAGCUGCUCUUGCUGACUCAUCCGUGCCUUCACAAUGCACUAAGUAUUCAGGGAUAUCAUCCUCUUCCUCUGUACCAGCAGGUCUGCAACUGAGCACUACUGAUGGGAAAGGAACCUCCUUCAGCACUUCACCAACCCAUGGAGGUGAUGAUGGUGACCCAGGAGCUCACUUAAACACAUGCAUAAAACACUCACAUCACCUAAGUCAUGGAACAGUAAGAAGUAGCUCAGAAUGUUCUGACGUUACACAGUCUGAUCUGCAUUCUGAUAGUGAAGAUGACUUGUUCUAUAAUGAUGCUAUGCAACAGCUUCAGGAGUGGUCUUUAAGUGAGCGAAUACUUAAGAAGGCUCCCAUUUCAUCACAGCCUUUGUCUGAAGAUGUAGUGCAACUGGAAUCUUUGAAUUGUUUUAAACAAACAAAAGAAACAUUGAAUCCUGAUAGAAAUCAUGUUUCUUCCUCACUUCAGUUAAAUAACCUAGUGCAGGAAAGUAAAAAUGUUCUGUCAGAAAACUGUGCAAGUGAAUCCAGCAUACGUAUCUAUCAAGAUGCGCACAAAAAAACCAACAUCCUGGCUGAAAUGGUGCAAAAAAACCCUUAUAUAAGUGGUUCAGCAUCACUAGCCUUCAGUGGGCAAACAACAGAGACACUUCAUCCUGGGUGUGAAAUGCUUCCAGCAUCUCAAAAGCCAGCAGGUGCAACUGGCUGUCGCAUUAAAGAAGCUUGUACUGAAACUACUUGGAAAGCUUCUUUUAAAAAGAGUGUCUGUCAGAACAGAUGCUCUUCUAGUGAAGACAGUGAUGAUGGGCACAUGGAUAAAAUCCAGGUUUAUGAGCAGCAGAAAAGGCAACUGAACCCUGGCCAGUUUAAAAAAUGUUUUACAAAGAAAAGUAGUAGUGUUGUUACUAGCAAAAGGACAAACAGUGACUCAGCCCUUACAAUUAAAGGGAACAGGAAAGCCACUAAUUUAAAGAAAGCUGUUAAUAGUUUCUCAGUGCCAGUAUCUCUGAAACCAUCCUCUGUAGAGGAAGUUAAUUGUUCCCAAAGUCCAGAGCCAAUUGAAAGAUUGGGUUCUGAUCCCACACAGCAAGACAAAAGUGCUGUUCUGACUUAUGCGUGGGCAGACAGUCCCCUUCCCCUGUCUGAAAGACUGAAAGGAAGAAUCAAAAUCAAUUAGGUUCUCCAUAGAUUAUAAUGACAAUUAAGACAGUUAUUGGAGAGUUCUUUCUCAAAGUUUCUGCAGUAUUCUCUAUCAAUCUUAUGUGGACACAGUUUUGAUGAAUAGGAAUUGUUGUCACUGGAGCUGAAGUUUGAAACGAAAACUUUAACAAAAGUACCAAACAGUUCAUUGUAGGCAAGUACCAGUCAUUCUGGGUGUGUUUACAUUCUGAACUUGAUACAUAAGCAUCAGGAUACAGCAUGCAAGGGUGAGGGAGAUUCAUUUAAGAAAAAGUGUUUUUUUCCUGACCAAUUGUGCGGAUUUUAUUACUAUUUUUAUUAGUCUUUCUUAUAAAAAUACUUAGUAGAAUAGUGCCUGCAGUGCUGUUGGAUACUCUUAAUAAGACAAAGUGAUGUAGCAUUUUUAAACUGAAGUUCUCCAUUUGGCUCCACUAACUUAAUUUUGCAAGUUUUGAAAUGGGUUUUGAAAUCCUGUGUUUGUGGUUGUGUGGACCAUCUCUGAAGGACCAGGCAGAGACACACAGCAGGAUGUACCUCCCAGGAUAGCUAAAUUUAUCUCUGCCAUGCCCCAUAAUAAGCCAUUCUUUGGGGGUGUGCCUCUUCCAAAGAGUGGAAUAAGCCAUGUGAGAUACUCUGGUGUUGUGGCUGUCAUAUCUGAUAUUUAAGGAAAUUUGAUGGCUGUUUCAAUUAAGUUUAAAUUUAGUGUAUUUUUUCUUAAAGAAGGCUGAAAUCCCAUCUAACAAUCACUUCAAUUCAUAAUAGUGUGAAAAUUAAGUUACAGAAAAUCCAAUUAUCAUAUUACAGGUUCUUUGAAUAAUAUCAUGUUUGGGUUUUAUUUUUAAAGGGGAAACUUAAAUACAAUUAUAGUUUUGAAGGUGCUCUUCCUACGUCUUUAUUAUGGAAGCAAUCUCUGCUCAUACACCAAAAAAAGCUGUCUUCAACAGAUGCCUGUUGAAGGAGUGCCUCCUUGUCUGUAUUUAUAUGUUUGAAACUUUUUCUGUAUACCAACCAGAAAGAAGACAACUCUUGCCAAGAUAUAUUGUUAACAAGAGAAAUUUAGAAUAUCUGUGCCUUAGUGAAAAUGUCAGUUCUUUAUAAUGGUCAAGGACCAAGUUUGGAAGCUGAAUCCCAGAUAUGUUUAAAGAAGACAUAGGUAGCCUAUAGCUAAUAUACUCUGUAAUUAGCCAAAACAGUAGUUUCUUAGUUUAUCCUGUCAGAAGAUGGAAAAAUUUUAUUUAUAAUUGAUUUUCCAAAUGACAAAUGUAUUCUGGGAAUGAGAAAAAAAAAUCAAAAAUAUUAAAGUCUUAGUUUUGAAGAUGGUCUUUGUCUUCUGGAGACUCACGCACCCAGCUGAUCUGAGAAGGAAGCUGGAAGAAUAGAAUUGUGAAGUAGUUCCAAGCCCCGUACUGCAGGCAGGGAACCAUUUCUUAUGCAGUGGUCAGUCAUGGAGAGAUCUGAGGUUUUGCUGGUUAUUUUUGUGGAAAAACAUUGUUCUUGGUUACGUAUGAUUUUUUUUUCCCUUGCUGAUGAUUUUCAAUACUGAAAGUUGAAAUCUAGUGGUUAAAUUUUCAUUAAUAAAAAUGCCAACAUAGUGUGAACAAGCUCACUUUUGUUCCCCCCCAGGGUAUGGGAAUGUGCUCUUUUGUUGGGGGGAUAGCUCAGUUUCACCCACAAUGUGCAUUUCUGAUUUAGAGCAUUCUUUAUCAUCAGAGGGCCUGAGUGGAUUUUGGAGGAAAUUUUCUUUGUUUUCCAAAUCUGCUGGAGAUGUCUGCUUUAAUGGAUAAGGAGGUGAAAAUACUGUCAGAAUUUGGUGAAUGAUGAAAAUUGGAAAUGAGAUAUAAGACACUAAGAACUGUAGAGGAAAAAAUAUUACGUUGCUGAUUUUUCCUGCUAAUUAAUCAGGUUUUACAAGUACAGUUCAAGCGUGAAAAACUGAAAAUUUUCAGUUUUUUCAUAUGUAAUGCAUCCAAAUUUUGUGCCAAUUUUCUGCCACUACUUUAGAAGCAACAAUAGAUGUGAAAAAAAACCCCAAAACUGUGUAGAAUGCUCCCUCUAUUUAGGCUGUAGCUGCUCAUUGCAGUAAAUAAAAACAUUUAUCAUUGGGGAUGACUGUUGCUUGUGAUUCACUACAGAAGGAUAAUUACAGUUUUUUAAUUGUUUUGGUUUCUCAUCUUUAUGUAAUUUACUCAAUCUAAAGAUUAGGGAUGAUUUUUCUUUGGAGCUUUUUACUGUGCUGGCUGCUUUGCAACUUCUCACACUUGUGAGAAUGAUCUUUAAGUAAAUUGAGGGGGUGUAAUGUAACUUUCUUCUGCAGGGAAUGUUUCUCCAGGAUUAUGUUAAACUGCCUGUAAGAAUAAAU
Poecile atricapillus (Black-capped chickadee) is the source of this 5769-nucleotide messenger RNA. RefSeq names its product GEN1 Holliday junction 5' flap endonuclease (gene GEN1). The record is from RefSeq and is a predicted model, not a curated record. The coding region runs from base 595 to 3408 and encodes 937 amino acids. Gene Ontology annotation, molecular function: four-way junction DNA binding; 5'-flap endonuclease activity. The transcript is spliced from 14 exons. Lineage: Eukaryota; Metazoa; Chordata; Aves; Passeriformes; Paridae.